CGGCGCUGGUAAACUGCACUACCUGACCUCGCAUUCUUUUUUCAGAGAAUAAAUUCUGACCAUCCGACAUGAACACCUGUCCCUGUCUGCUACUGCUGCUGAUGAUGACUAGGUACAGUUUGGAGGAGAUGGAAAAGCCUUGUCCUCAACCAGUCCUAAAGAAUGGCCGAGUGAAGAUCCGUGGCAGAAUGGCCCUCUUCGAGUGUAAGAAGAAGUUCAGUCUUGUGGGGCAGGACUUUGCAGCCUGUUUGUCAAAUGGAGUGUGGAGUCAACAAGUUCCAGUCUGUGUUCGUCGUGGCUGUCCUAAUCUCGGAGCACUGCCACACCUGACGGUCACUAAGCAACACCAGGGUGGGGUCCUGUACUUCGACUGUCCUUCUGACAUGCGCAGAGAGGGUCCGCCUACGCUGAUGUGUGACGGCACCAACUGGAACGCUGCACCACCCAAAUGUCUCUAUGGAGAGAGUUGGGAAUGUGACUUCGAGGAAGUUGGCCUCUGUGGGUGGAGUCAGGAUGUAAAUGAUCAUUUUGACUGGACGUGGAUAAGUGGAGCAACACCCUCACCUAACACUGGACCAGAUGGAGAUCACACUACUGGUACAGGUCAUUACAUAUACAUGGAAUCUUCGGUGCCACAGAAACCUGGGCAAGUCACUCGUUUGAUCUCGCCGCCAUUUAGGUCCACUGAAGAUCUUUGCCUGCGAUUUUUCUACCACAUGAUGGGUUUUGGAGGAGAAAUGGGGAACCUUGACGUGUACAUCAGAACUGAAGGUGAGGGAGGUCACCAAGAUGAACAGGUGUUCCACCGGGAAGGUCACCAAGGGGCUGAGUGGAUCAGAGGAGACGCAGUGCUCGCUAAAAGGGCAACACCCUACAAGAUCGUACUUGCGGCAACACUGAAGUCUAGUUUUGCAAGUGACAUCGCAGUUGAUGACAUCCGGGUGUUCAACUGCACGGACCCCGAGUUUCAAAAUCCCACUACAGGUGGCGUUCCACGCGACAACCCCGAUAAGAGAGAAAUCCCCUUACAAACGGAGAAAUUGUCAAGGGAGGCUACCCAUCUAACCCAAGCUCAGAUGGCAGCUUAUCAUGAGCUCCUAGACAUGUAUGACCCAUCUGGGCAAGGCGAGUGGAUGCCCGGCAGCAACAACGACAUCGGCAGCGAUGAAAACGGCGACGACAACAUCAUGAGCAAUGACACUACCACUGUUAUGAAGACUGAAGACGUCGUCACCACUGAGAUGACGACUAAAGACGUCAUCAGUGCCAUCACCACUGAUAUGACGACCAAAGACGUCGUCACCACUGAUAUGACGACUAAAGACGUCGUCACCACUGAUAUGACGACUAAAGACGUCGUCACCACUGACAUGACGACUAAAGACGUCGUCACAACUGAUAUGACGACUAAAUACGACGUCACCACUGAUAUGAAGACUGAAGACGUCAUCAGCGCCAUCGCAACUGAUAUGACGACUAAAGACGACGUCACCAUUGAUAUGACGACUAAAGGCAUCGUCACCACUGAUAUGACGACUAAAGACGUCGUCAGCGUCGUCACCACUGAUAUGACGACUAAAGGCAUCGUCACCACUGAUAUGACGACUAAAGGCGUCGUCACUGCUGAUAUGACGACUAAACACGACGUCAGAGCCAAGUCAUCUCAGAAAACCGAGUCUUCCUCUAAGACUGACCUACAAGACAACAUUUUUCAGUUCCAGUUUCAGUUUCUUUAUUUCUUCAACCUCAAGGGGAGUAACGAAUAAUACGAGUUGACAAAAAUGAGUUUGCGAUAAACCAGUCACGUGAGCUCAGAAAGUAAUCAAAUUUGAAAUAAUAAAUCUCCAAAUUCAGUUUGAAAAUUCUUUGAUUGGUCACUUUUUGUUGUUUUGGAUGUUAAACAUAUGUCUUGGGAUAUUUCCCCUCCUAACCAUGAGAAAUUCUUGUCACACACAUUUUCAUCAUUAAUAAAGACAUUAUGCACCUUUCAAAUGAAAUAUUAUAAUC
This is a messenger RNA of Pomacea canaliculata, 2007 nucleotides long. RefSeq names its product zonadhesin-like. The record is from RefSeq and is a predicted model, not a curated record. Gene Ontology annotation, cellular component: membrane. The transcript has 8 exons. Lineage: Eukaryota; Metazoa; Mollusca; Gastropoda; Architaenioglossa; Ampullariidae. The coding region runs from base 69 to 1766 and encodes 565 amino acids. Gene Ontology annotation, biological process: nervous system development.